AUGUGCAUUCACACUGGAGUGAAACCGUAUCAGUGUUCACAGUGUGGAAAGAGUUUUAAUGGACCGAGUGCUCUUAAAAUACACCUGCGCAUUCACACUGGAGAGAAACCAUAUCAGUGCUCACAGUGUGGAAAGAGUUUUUAUAUACAGAGUACUCUCAAAAGUCACCAGCGCAUUCACACUGGAGUGAAACCGUAUCAGUGCUCACAAUGUGGGAAGAGUUUUAAUCAACAGUGUGAUCUUAAAAUACACCAGCGCAUUCACACUGGAGAGAAACCGUAUCAGUGCUCACAGUGUGGGAAGAGUUUUAAUCAACAGUAUGAUCUUAAAAUACACCAGCGCAUUCACACUGGAGUGAAACCGUAUCAGUGCUCACAGUGUGGAAAGAGUUUUAAUCAACAGAGUAAUCUUAAAAUACACCAGCGCAUUCACACUGGAGAGAAACCAUAUCAGUGCUUACAGUGUGAGAAGAGUUUUAAUCAACAGUGUCAUCUCAAAACACAUCAGCGCAUUCACACUGGAGAGAAACCAUAUCAGUGCUCACAGUGUGGUAAGAGUUUUAAUCAACAGAGUCAUCUCAAAACACACCAGCGCAUUCACACUGGAGAAAAACAUUAUCUGCAUCCGGAAUCAGAUACUAACAGAGUCUGUACUAGAUUUUAAUCAACAGAGUUUGUGCUGUUAAUACAGUUCAUGUGGUAAAUGUUUACUGUUUGUUUAAGAGUCGUUUGGUAACUGAUGAUGAUUCAUUGUAGCGGUUCGCUAAGUGAAGCGAUUCGUGCACGAGAAUGUAGUGUAGCCUCGUGAAGUUCAUUUCAUGCCUGUGGAUGCAUUGUGGGUAUGUUUAUUUGUUAAUAGACAUUUUAAUUGAUGUUUAUUAAGAGUAUUAGUUGAUUUUGUAUUACAUGCUUGA
This is a messenger RNA of Trichomycterus rosablanca, 913 nucleotides long. Its product is annotated as zinc finger protein 239-like. Gene Ontology annotation, molecular function: DNA-binding transcription factor activity, RNA polymerase II-specific; RNA polymerase II cis-regulatory region sequence-specific DNA binding. The record is from RefSeq and is a predicted model, not a curated record. The coding region runs from base 1 to 663 and encodes 220 amino acids. Gene Ontology annotation, biological process: regulation of transcription by RNA polymerase II. Lineage: Eukaryota; Metazoa; Chordata; Actinopteri; Siluriformes; Trichomycteridae. The transcript is spliced from 2 exons.